Messenger RNA from Monoraphidium neglectum, 369 nucleotides. RefSeq lists its product as hypothetical. The record is from RefSeq and is a predicted model, not a curated record. Lineage: Eukaryota; Viridiplantae; Chlorophyta; Chlorophyceae; Sphaeropleales; Selenastraceae. The transcript is spliced from 3 exons. The coding region runs from base 1 to 369 and encodes 122 amino acids.
AUGAAGGCCGUCGUCUUUGUCCUUGCCGCCCUUGUGCUGGUGGCAGGCGCGCGCGCUGACCAGUCGAUUGUUGAUGGGGCCACUGGCGUCAUCAAUGCCAAGAUCAGCUUCUUGAACCAGAUCCUGGCGGCCAAGGCUGAUUUGAUCAACUCCCUCCUGGCAUCCAAGAGCGAUGCCCCCGACGCUUCCCCCGACGCUGGCGCCGCCGCCGCCGCCACUGCCCCCACCGCCGCCGCCCCGGUCGCUGUGGACGUGGCCGUUGACGCCGCUCCGGCCGUUGCUGCUGGCGGUGCCGCCAGCUCCACCGAGGUCGUUGUGGCCGAAGCCGCGCCGGGCGCUGCUGCCGGCAGGAAGCUGAUGAUGAUGUGA